Aspergillus eucalypticola CBS 122712 is the source of this 1810-nucleotide messenger RNA. Its product is annotated as DEAD/DEAH box helicase. NCBI's taxonomy places the organism in Eukaryota, Fungi, Ascomycota, Eurotiomycetes, Eurotiales, Aspergillaceae. The transcript is spliced from 2 exons. Gene Ontology annotation, cellular component: mitochondrion. The record is from RefSeq and is a predicted model, not a curated record. Gene Ontology annotation, molecular function: nucleic acid binding; ATP binding; RNA helicase activity. Bases 200 to 1810 code for a protein of 536 amino acids.
CACCUCCAUCAUAUAUCAUAUAUAUAAAGUGAAGAAGGAGAUGAGAAGGGAGCAGACUCACUCACUGUUUCACUACCUUGCUAUUUGCAGGUAAAAACGGCCAUUUGCCGAAUCGUCAUACUAUAAUUUCACUGUCGAAAUUUUCCUCUAGCAAUUAGUUGCAAGUUUUUCUAUAAAGAUAGAAACUCAACCAUUCAUCAUGCAGAAUACUGGAACUACCGUCGGCACGGUGCUGUAUGAGACCAUGGCUGGAAAGCUGAACCCUAAGCUUCUCCAAGCUCUCAAGGUCCUGGGUUUCACCCAUAUGACGCCCGUUCAGCAACGGGUGCUAACUGAACUGCCAGAUUGGCGCAGUGACUGCCUCGUCCAGGCUAAGACUGGUACCGGCAAAACGCUGGCCUUCCUGCUACCUACAUUGCACUGUCUUCUUGAUCCCUCUAUGGCACCGCCUAGAGGGCAGGUCGCCACCUUGAUCGUUACCCCUACGCGUGAACUGGCCCAGCAGAUUGCCAAGUCAUGUGAUCAACUGACAUCGCAAAUGGCAGUACCUCUGAAAUGCGACAUUGCUGUUGGUGGAACCGCUCGGGCUUCUGCAUUUUCGCGCUUCAUGAAAGAGGCUCCCUCUGUUCUUGUAGCAACUCCAGGACGGUUGAAAGAUUACCUGUCCGAGCCCGAGGCGGCCAUCAAGCUGUCUAACAUCCGGACCUUGAUUCUGGACGAGGCUGAUACGAUGCUCGAGAGUGGCUUCCUAGCUGAUGUGAAGCACAUUAUCCGACACAUUCCCCCCAAAAGCGCUGGAUGGCAGGGAAUGUGCUUCUCUGCCACUCUUCCUCCCAAAGUCAGGGAUGUGGUCAGUGUUGUGCUCAAGCCAGGCUACAGUAGCAUUUCUACUAUUGAUGAAAACGAAACCCCAACGCAUGAGAGAGUUCCCCAGUAUCAUGUGCUGAUGCCGUCUGUGGCAGAUUCUUUUACCACUCUUGCCUCCCUUCUUCAGUUGGAAACGAAGACCAGUUCGAAAAUCAUCGUUUUUGGCGUCACGGCAAACAUGGUCAGUCUCUUCGCAGCUGCCUUUUCUCGGGGCUUGACGAAGUUGAGUGUGUUUGAGAUUCACUCCCGACUCAGUCAGAGCGCUCGCACCAAGACUACCGCUCAAUUCAAGGAAGCGGCUGCCGGAAUCCUCUUCGCGUCCGAUGUCAUUGGUCGGGGCAUGGAUUUCCCCAACGUCGACUUGGUCAUCCAGGUUGGCUUGCCGACCAACGGCGAACAGUACGUUCACCGUGUUGGCCGUACAGCCCGUGCUGGCAAUGAUGGUCGCGCCAUCAUCCUCCUUACCGAAGCGGAGACCUUCUUCCUGAGGAACAAUCGCCACUUGCCCAUCCAGCCCCAUCCCCAGACCGACGCCAUCAUCGAGGGAGCUGCCUCGUAUGCAGAGACCGUCGCGGAGGCUAUGUACACGAUUGACGAAGAGAAGAAGCAACGCGCCUACUCAUCUUUCAUCGGUUUCUUUGCUGGUUCAGGUCUCCUGAAGCAGCUUCGUCUCGACAAACCGGGUCUUGUUCAGAUGGCCAACGAGAUGGCUAUCCAAGGCAUGGCAUGCCCUGAACCCCCUGUCAUCGACAAAAAGAUCGUUGGCAAGAUGGGGUUGAAGGGUAUUCCCGGAUUCAACUAUGGACACGGAGGUGACUCGGUUCGAGGCUCGUCUUUUGCGCCGCGUGGUCGUCCUGGUGGCAAACGCGAUGCCAGUAUUGGCGGGCCAGGCGAUGGCAGUGGUUUUGAGAAGAGGCAGAAGAGGGGCCAGAGAUCAGUAUAA